CUCCAACGAAAAUAUAAACGCCUUGUACACGCACUGCCACCACUCCCGUCACCUACGCGACUUUACAAGAAGAUAGUCAACUGCUGCAGACACCUGCAUAAGACAACGCGUAAUAUGUCCACGCUUAUGGAACGCAUUAAGAAUCUCUGGAAGUCGCAAGAGGACUGGAAAGAAAAACUGGUGGAACUCCAACUUAUUGAAACCCUAACGGAGAAGACACUUCUCGAAUUCAAGCUAAUUCGCACGGAACUCCGUACUCUUUUCGCAGUACCACCACUUCUCAUUGCCACGGACAUCAUUUCGGAAAACAAUUGGAAAGCGAUCAUCUCACAAACGCAAUUCGAUGAGGAGGAGAACUCAAUACUUACGAAACAUGAGACGAUUGAGACCGUUAUUGAAGACCAAAUGGAGAUCCUACACGAACAGCAAUCCAUUCUCAACGAUUACCGCAGAAUGCUACAAGAGGAAGAACGCAAGGCAACACGCACCUUCCAAACUACCGUCCUUGCCUCUUUGAAUCAGUUGAGAGAGACACUCGAACAAGAAUCACACCUUGAGAAAGACAGCAAACCAUCGACAGAGAUCUUGAUGGACAUCAAGGAAGAAAUCACGACACUGUUACAGAAUAGCAUGCGAAAAAAUACACGCUCUACACUGGACGACGAAGCCGAGCAUUGGGCCGGUGAGGGUAACGAUAAUCGUUACAAGGAGCUACCGUCAAGGGACGAAGACGAUGAGAUGUACAGCGAGACUGAAAGAAUAAACGCCGAGUACAUGGAAGGAGUACAGGAUAUGACCGAAGAUGAAUUAAAUGGAGACUCAGUGACCACGCCGAAUCAGUUAUGGAAAGAAAGAAUAUGGAAUGAUUUGGAAGAGGCAGAACGAGAAGUGAAAAAGAUGGAAAACAUCGUUUACGAACUAGACAUGGAACCGACAUGUAACCCAAGAGACUACAGAAAGGGGAUCAUCCAAAGAGAGGAUGAAAGAGGCAUGGUGUGUACCUUCUGCGGGAAAGUAGGUGAACAUUAUUCAGACUCGUGUGAAGCGUACCCAAGCUCGAAAGAGCGCCUGAAAAUCGUUGAAGCAGAAGAUCUUUGUAAAACUUGUUUGAGGAUAAACUCCGAAAACCAUGGCUUGAGAUGCUUUCACUGCAACGAAUAUGGUCAUCACUCGGCUUUAUGUGAAUUACCGGAAAAAAGUGAGUACAUACGAAGACGAAUAAAGGAGGCAAUUGAAAGGAGGAAAAACGCCAAGGAACGCAUCAAAGAAUUAUAUCGCCAGUUGGACGAGAUUCAG
This is a messenger RNA of Ostertagia ostertagi, 1296 nucleotides long. The record is from the annotation of a GenBank genome assembly. NCBI's taxonomy places the organism in Eukaryota, Metazoa, Nematoda, Chromadorea, Rhabditida, Trichostrongylidae.